AUGGCACCCCCUAUUAUCCGAACUCUAAUCUCAUUGUCUCUCAAUAAAUCACACCGCUUCGAAAACCCCUUUCCAGAAUCAAGACCUUCAUUUUCUUUAGCUGAUCACUUCAUUCAAAAACACAACUUCUCCCCUGAAAUUGCCGUCAAAACUGCAUCUUCCUUAACCAUUUUUAAGGAUCAUCGUAACUGUGAUGAUAUAAUUUCUUUCUUAAAAGAAAGUAGUUUCUCGAAAUCCCAUAUUGAAGAAACGCUCAAAAGGAAGCCUAACAUUCUAUCUUCUAGUCUUGAGAAAACAAUUAAACCCAAAUUCAAGAUUUUCCGAGAUUUGGAAUUUUCGACGGAUGAUGUUGCUGAUAUUAAGACGAUUAUGCCUAAUAUCGAGUACUUGAGAAGUUGUGGGAUUAGUUUGUCACAAAUAGUAUUCUAUGUUUUUAGAUAUCCCAGAUUUUUCUUGCAAAAAGCUGAGAGAAUUAAGCAGUUUGUUAAAAGGUCGGAUGACAUGGGAAUCGAUAGGAAGUCGAAUAUGUUUUUCAUUGCUAUUAGGACAUUGAGUUCAAUGAGUGAAGAGAAAUGGGAACAGAAGUUUAAGCUUUUUAGGAAAUUGGGCUUCUCUGAAGAUGAUAUCUUGUCUACUUUUAGGAGGACACCACGUGUUUACUGUAUCAGAAGGGAAGAUCAAGGAAAUCACUGA
This is a messenger RNA of Hibiscus syriacus, 693 nucleotides long. RefSeq lists its product as uncharacterized. Gene Ontology annotation, molecular function: double-stranded DNA binding. Gene Ontology annotation, biological process: chloroplast organization; regulation of DNA-templated transcription. Gene Ontology annotation, cellular component: chloroplast. The coding region runs from base 1 to 693 and encodes 230 amino acids. The record is from RefSeq and is a predicted model, not a curated record. The transcript has 3 exons. Lineage: Eukaryota; Viridiplantae; Streptophyta; Magnoliopsida; Malvales; Malvaceae.